AUUUCUUCAUUGCUUGGAUUGUCUCAUUGCCUUCAUAUUUAAGUCGCCAAACGCGAGAGCAACACCUUGCAUCUUGCUUGCCGAAAACGUGUCUCACACCGAAUACAAAAGGGCCGUCGCGAGUAUGUCAUCCGAAGGCCACAAGCGCAAGAGAAGCAUCGAUGACACUCCCGCCAACUUGAGCAAGAUUCGCGUGGCGGACGAAGCUUCUGAAUCGUCCAAGUGGGAGUUGGAAAGUAUCGAGGGCACGGAGGGUGAGCCAGGGAAAGUGGAGACACGCCUGCAGAGGAGUGGCCGCCCUCCUGCCGCCAUUUCGGAGGAAGAGGCCAUAUUCCGGCGCCUUCAUAAAGAGUACCGGGAUCCAGACCCCGGAAAUUCUAAGGUUUUUGCCGCCUUCUCGAAGAUUCUCCGGGAAUAUUAUCCCAUGAUUGGGUUGGCAGACGCAGACUACGAUCUACUCGUAGAGGCCAUCCAGAAAUGUUCCUUAGCUCGGAUUGUGGAGUGCUAUGGCCCACUUCGGUUCCCUCAAGCUCAGACGGGUGAUGAACUACCACCCCCGGCGCCGCACGUUGACACUGAGAUCAUCCCAAUUCACUCCUCCUGGAAUACAAACUAUGAGCUUAACUAUCACAAACUCCUUCUCAACAACAUUCUUGCGAUGUCCCGCACUCAGCCAUACUCUUCAACAGUAUCUAUUAUCCAAAGUUCCGGUUACGGGAAGUCUCGUAUGGUCGAUCAACUGGCUACUCUCGUAUUUACGUUGCCCUUCAAUCUCCGAGAUCCCCUCGAGACUCGAGUUGGGGCAUAUCCUCCCCCAGAUCCGAGUGUUAGACAGCUGUUGACUAAAUCAUUUAAUCCCCCUCAGUCCGGUAUUUCCGAUGCCGAAGAACGAGAAUUGACGGUCCGAUAUUACCUGUUUUUCAGGCAUCUCUUCGAUUCCGUGGGGAAACGAAUCAAGGCUGAGUUCAAGGACACGACCAAUCUGCCUUGUGCAUGGCGGAGAUAUUUAGCCAGCAGCACACGUGAGGGCGUAACCCGUCGGGAGGAGUUGUACAAGGAGGUUGUGAGCCAAGUGGAAAUGGAUUCUAGCCUUGCUGAGAUCAGAGCGGACCCGAAGUCCGGGGUGGGAGCCAAACUCCUGAAAUCUGUCAAAGUGGCAUGCGAUGAGUUGGUUCGCCUUUUUCCCCUGGAUAAUCAAGGCAGUGUGCUCGAUUCCGAGGCUGUCGACGAGAAACCUAGCAUUCGGGUGUUCCUCUACUUCGAUGAGGCUCAUUCCCUCAAGGACCCGUGGGUACCACACCGAAGCCGUUACGACAAGAUGUUGUCAUGCCUUGAAGACUUGAGGACUAGGGAGAUUCCUGUUUUCACCAUCUUCCUCACUACGAGCUCGCAUUUUGAGAACCUUGCUCCAGCUCCAGGCCACAGAAGAUCCGCUCGCAUGACAAGUGAGGACUCCCUCCUUCAGGCACCUAUUACGGAGCUGCCUUUCGACUGCUUCCGUAAUGCUCCAAUGAUUAAGGGUUUCGACAGUCUGUCAUCUGCAGAAGUUCUCUCCUGCUGUGGACGCCCGCUAUGGUGGACCAUGUAUGAUGCUUUCAAGCAAAAUGACAAGCUUCAUAACAACAUAUUCGCCAGGAAGCUCUUGGAUUUGGCACGUGCAAAGCUCGCGGGUCUAGAAGGUGCCACUGGAGACCUCACGAAAUACACCCAAGAAGCAAAGCUAGCCGUCAUUGACAUGCGGCUACAACUCGAUUAUGAACCAGCACGCCAAGUAGCGGCAACUGCAUUGGCCCAAAUGGUAGCGUCGCAUAUGCGCACAGUAUUCUCUAUUCCAACGCAUCGCGAUUACAUGCGGUCUGGAUAUCCCUCUGAACCAUGGCUUGCGGAAGCUGCGGCGCAGGGGAUGGAAAAUUUGCAGUCGCUCCAACCCGAUUUCAUCUUCAAAACGCUGGAGGAAGUGAUGAACCAAGGUAUAAUUGACAUUGGAGAGAGAGGCGAGGUCAUAGCGCGUGCUAUGAUUAUGCGGGCAUAUGACCGUGCCGUUGGAAAGUCCAGGCUUCCGCCCUAUACAAAGGAUGACAAGUUUAUCAAGUUCAGUCGAGGCUGCCGUUUGAUCGACUUCAUCGAGUGUCUGUUCUCAGCAGAUGCGGCGCAGGACGUCCUUGCUAGCCUACCCAUUACUGGUGGGACCGUCAAUCUCGGCGAGCAAUUUAAGAACGCCCAAAUUCGAUUCACGCACUUUGCUAGGCUGCAUAGUGAGGAUGUCGUAUCUACCGCCGGCUGUAUAGCGGGGAUAGUGCGAUGCGCUGCUUCCGUUACCCAGCGUGGACAGCCGAGCAUCGACAUGAUGAUUCCAAUCGUGCUAAAUCCACACAAAACCCAGCCGGACCUGCUUCGGAGGGAAAAUGUAACAGCAAUGUUCAUCCAGAUCAAAAACCGUCGUACAGUAGGAAACACCGCAGCCUACAAUAUCGAUGCUCGCAAUCUAUCAUUCUUCUCUGGCGGUGAUCAACCUUAUAUAACUCUUGUAAUGGAGUUAGGAGUAUUGCCGACGGAGCUUAUUCAGCAAGAAAAGAUGAUGAAAAAGGGAACCCCUAGCUUCCGGCCGGCAGAACCUCCUACUCCUUCACGGCUGAUGACGACCAAAGAACAGAAAGGUGGUCUCUUUGUAGAACAUCCCCGGUGGGACGAUAAAUCCCUGGACGCCCUGAGCUGUCUGGUUCCGUUCUUGUCUAUCCGAAAUUGCGAAGAGUGGUUAGAAAAGCUUGGUGUUAUGAUUGAUGGAGCUGGGGUGACGGAGAGAGGAUUCACCAUCGAUGAGAUGGUUAGAACUGUAUUGUUAGGCGUGAAUGAUAUGUAGGCUCAUGCGUCUGGGAAGAGGGUUCCCCUUUCAAUCGCGUUCACUCGAAGAAUUGCAUCUUUUUUGGCAGCUCAUUUCUUAACUAUAAUCCCGAGUCGAGAUAGUACGGCCUGUACGUAUACAGUUGGGGCCACC
This is a messenger RNA of Cantharellus anzutake, 2995 nucleotides long. RefSeq lists its product as uncharacterized. Lineage: Eukaryota; Fungi; Basidiomycota; Agaricomycetes; Cantharellales; Hydnaceae. Bases 125 to 2860 code for a protein of 911 amino acids. The transcript is spliced from 7 exons. The record is from RefSeq and is a predicted model, not a curated record.